CCCGCCCACUUCCAACUACCGCCUCCGGCCAGCCCAGGGAGAGAGAGAGAGAGGGAGAGGGAGUGGAGCGGAGAGGGAGAGAGCGAGAGAGCGCGCGCGGGAGAGGGAGGGAGGGAGGGGACGGUGCCUUCGCAGACUUUUUUUUUUAAGAGGGUGGGGGUGGGGGCUGAUUGCCGGUCGUUUGUUGUGGCUGUUAAAUUUUAAACUGCCAUGCACUCGGCUUCCAGUAUGCUGGGAGCCGUGAAGAUGGAAGGGCACGAGCCGUCCGACUGGAGCAGCUACUACGCCGAGCCAGAGGGCUACUCCUCGGUGAGCAACAUGAACGCCGCGGGCCUGGGGAUGAACGGCAUGAAUACGUACAUGAGCAUGUCGGCGGCCGCCAUGGGCAGCGGCUCCGGCAACAUGAGCGCGGGUUCCAUGAACAUGUCUUCGUACGUGGGCGCAGGCAUGAGCCCGUCUCUAGCGGGCAUGUCCCCCGGCGCGGGCGCCAUGGCGGGCAUGGGCGGCUCGGCUGGAGCAGCUGGCGUGGCGGGCAUGGGACCGCACCUGAGUCCGAGCCUGAGCCCGCUGGGCGGGCAGGCGGCGGGGGCCAUGGGUGGUCUGGCCCCUUACGCCAACAUGAACUCCAUGAGCCCCAUGUACGGGCAGGCGGGUCUGAGCCGCGCGCGCGACCCCAAGACGUACCGGCGCAGCUACACGCACGCCAAGCCACCGUACUCGUACAUCUCCCUCAUCACCAUGGCCAUCCAGCAGAGCCCCAAUAAGAUGCUGACGCUGAGCGAGAUCUACCAGUGGAUCAUGGACCUCUUUCCUUUCUAUCGGCAAAACCAGCAGCGCUGGCAGAACUCCAUCCGCCACUCGCUCUCCUUCAACGACUGCUUCCUCAAGGUGCCCCGCUCGCCCGACAAGCCCGGUAAGGGCUCCUUCUGGACCCUGCACCCCGAUUCCGGCAACAUGUUCGAGAAUGGCUGCUACCUGCGCCGCCAGAAGCGCUUCAAGUGUGAGAAGCAGCUGGCGCUGAAGGAGGCUGCUGGCGCAGGGGGCGGUGGCAAGAAGGCCAUGGCCGGGACUCCAGCCUCCCAGGCUCAGCUCGGGGAGGCGGCCGGAUCAGCCUCGGAGACUCCCGCGGGCACUGAGUCACCUCACUCGAGCGCCUCCCCGUGCCAGGAGCACAAGCGAGGGGGUCUGGGGGAGCUGAAGGGGGCGCCCGCCGCGGCACUGAGUCCCCCGGAGCCAGCGCCCUCGCCCGGGCAGCAGCAGCAGCAGGCUGCAGCCCACCUGCUGGGCCCGCCCCACCACCCUGGCCUGCCGCCCGAGGCCCACCUCAAGCCCGAGCACCACUACGCCUUCAACCAUCCCUUCUCCAUCAACAACCUCAUGUCCUCCGAGCAGCAACACCACCACAGUCACCACCACCACCAGUCCCAUAAAAUGGACCUCAAGGCGUAUGAACAGGUGAUGCACUAUCCUGGCUAUGGCUCUCCGAUGCCGGGCAGUUUGGCCAUGGGCCCUGUCACGAACAAAGGGGGCCUGGACGCCUCGCCACUGGCCGCAGACACCUCCUACUACCAGGGAGUGUACUCCCGGCCCAUUAUGAACUCCUCUUAAGAAGGCUUCAGGACCUGCUAGCCCUAGCAGCCGGGGUCGUGGAGAGAAGACACUGGUAGAGACACUAUGGGCAGGGGGUGUUAGAAAGCUGCAGAAGAGAAGAAAUCCAUUCCAUCUCCACACCCCCAGAGAGCAAUCUCCCACAACCUCUGCAACCCUUCUAUCCCAAACAGGCCACACAAGGGGUAUCCUGUGAUGUCAUUCUAAUAAAUAAGAGAAAGGGGGGAGGGUUAUAAAGGUUUUUUUUUUAAGUCUCCAGUUUCCACUUCGAUGUAGACAGACUCCUGCAUCUUAAAGCACCUGAAAAUUCUGAUUUUUUUUCAUUGUUGUUGUUCUCCAUUGCUGUCAUUGCAGGGAAAUCUUACUUAAAAAAAAAAAAACUUUUGUGAGUGACUUGGUGUAAAACCAUGUAGUUUUUAACCAGAAUCCAGAGGGUUGUAUUAUUGUUCAAAAAGAGGAAACACAGUAAUGUAAGGGUCUGUUGCAAAUGACCAAGAAAAAAAAAAGAAAAACUCAUUCCCAUUAUCGACAAGGUGAAAUCCAAGUCUUGGGUCUGAUUAAUUUAUGGUUUUUGCGUGCUUUAUUUAUGGCUUAUAAAUGUGUAGUCUGGCUACAAGGGCCAGAGUUCCACAAAUCUAUAUUAAAGUGUUAUUGCCGGUUUUAUCCUUUGACUCUU
Molecule: messenger RNA, 2284 nt
Organism: Dipodomys ordii (Ord's kangaroo rat)
Lineage: Eukaryota; Metazoa; Chordata; Mammalia; Rodentia; Heteromyidae
Gene: Foxa2
Product: forkhead box A2
Exons: 2
Coding region: 211-1608 (465 amino acids)
Biological process (GO): anatomical structure morphogenesis; cell differentiation; regulation of transcription by RNA polymerase II
Molecular function (GO): protein domain specific binding; transcription factor binding; RNA polymerase II cis-regulatory region sequence-specific DNA binding
Source: RefSeq, a predicted model, not a curated record